UUCUGUGAAAAUGUCAAAGGAACUGAUGUGGUUCAACUAUUUCAUCUGUUCAGGAAUGCCACCAUCAAGACCCCAUUAAGGGAUGAUAUCAAGGCUCUAAGGAAAUAAAAAUUAACCUUUAACAGAAAGCUUGAAGAAUGUUGGAAUAGGUGAUUAAAUAAAGGCCAUUCUAGCUUUUGUGCUUCAAAGAUAUUGUUGAGGUAUACAGGUGAAUGUGGAAUAAGUCUGCAUUUAUUGACAGAUUGUAAAAAGCCACUAUUGGUUGAACUGAAAAUAAUCAAAAUAUCUCAUUUUUAGGCUAUACUAUGUCAGCCUUCAUCAGACGAUACAGCAAGUACUUGAAUGAAAAGUCACUCGCAUAUAGAAUGAUCUUAUCUGACAUCACAAAAACCAAGAGAGGGACAGAAGGUGUGAUAAGAACUAUGAAUACUGAAGAGCUUCUAAACACACUUCCAGUUAUUCAAACCCAGUUUAAUGCUCUUCUUAGUUUUAAUGCAAAUCCUGAUGAACUAACUAAUGGUAUAAUACAUGCUGCUUUUAUGCUCCUCUUUAAAGAUUCUCUUCGUCUGUUUGCAGCUUAUAAUGAAGGGAUCCUUAAUCUGCUAGGCAAAUAUUUUGACAUGAGGAAGAACCAAUGCAGGGAAAGUUUGGAUAUUUACAUCAAGUUCCUUCAAGGAAGAACCAAAUUGAUACAGUUUCUGAAAGUUGCAGAGCAAGUUGGAAUUGACCAACGCAACAUUCCAUAUAUUACUCAGGCACCUCACAGUUUACUUGAAGCACUAAAACAGCAUUUAGCUUCUUUGGAAGAGAAAAAUGAUACUUCACCUUCUUACCGGUAAGUUAAUAAAUGUCUUAAUGUACGUUAAUUUUGUUUCCCUCCAAAUAAUUUCCUGCAUCCUAAA
Molecule: messenger RNA, 902 nt
Organism: Sapajus apella (tufted capuchin)
Lineage: Eukaryota; Metazoa; Chordata; Mammalia; Primates; Cebidae
Product: phosphatidylinositol-binding clathrin assembly protein-like
Exons: 6
Coding region: 306-839 (177 amino acids)
Biological process (GO): clathrin-dependent endocytosis; synaptic vesicle budding from presynaptic endocytic zone membrane; clathrin coat assembly
Cellular component (GO): clathrin-coated vesicle; clathrin-coated pit; extrinsic component of presynaptic endocytic zone membrane
Molecular function (GO): 1-phosphatidylinositol binding; phosphatidylinositol-4,5-bisphosphate binding; clathrin heavy chain binding
Source: RefSeq, a predicted model, not a curated record